AUGAAACCUGUCCAGCCACCGGAUUGUGAGAGGAAACCUUUCAUAGCUGCCUGGAGACCAACAGACCUGUGCUCCCUGAGGUAUGACGUCGUACUGAACCUGGAAAUAUUCCAUCUCAUUGGAAGCCUAUUAGCUAAACCAAGAAGGCAGAAUGUGACCAUAUUUUAUUUUAAUAGGCUUGGCUAUUAACCUUGGUACACAUCACAGGAAGUCCCUGUUAAUUGUGGCUUAUUCCAGAACUUCAGCUUGCAAACUCAUCUGCUUAAAAAAGCUGGCCAUGACAUUAGCUAUCACACCCGCUUCAGUAUAUUAGCUGUCAUAGACUGGGAAUACUGGAGGCCUCACUGGGCCUGCAACUGGGAUGCAAAAGAUAUCUACAGAAGAAAGCAUAGGGAACUCACAACCAAAAUGGAAAGGAAUAUUUCAGCAAAAUAUGUUGAACAUUUAGCCAGACUUUCCUUUGAAGAAAGUGCAAAAGCUUUUAUGAAGGAAACAAUUGCAUUAGGCAUGAAAAGCAGAGCAGAAGGCCUUUGGGGAUACUAUUUAUACCCUGACUGUCACAAUUACAAUUUCCGUGAUCAGAACUAUGCUGGUUCCUGCCCAGAGUGUGAAGUUUUGAGGAACAAUGAACUUUCCUGGCUCUGGGAUAGCAGUGCAGCCCUGUAUCCUUCCAGCAUUAAGAAAUCCCUUGGAAACAGUCAAAACAUUUUGCACUUUUCCCAGUUUAGGGUGAAUGAAUCCCUAAGGAUUUCCUCCAUGACAUCCCAAGAUUAUGCUUUGCUCAUAUUUCUGCAUACUUAACUAGGUUAUAGAGAUGAACCUUUAUUAUUUGUCUUUAUGCAACAUCUUAUUAACACUGUUGGAGAGAGUGCUCUGGGAGCUGCAGGCAUUGUUAUUUGGUGACAUAUGAAUUUAACUUCUUCAGAGAGUAAACACAUAAAAGUACAAAAUUUUGUUGAAUCAGAAUUAGGGCCCUACCUGAUCACUGUCACAGAAGCAGCUGAAGUUUCUAGGCAUCUUGGUCAGGACAAUGGACAAUAUGUGUGAAGAACCUCAAGACCCUCAACAUAUCUGCCUAAGAGCUUCUGGAUAGAUGUGUUGGAGGACCAAGGAUUUACUGUGAGAGGAAAAGCAUCAAAUGAAGACCUGGAAAUAAUGGCAGAGACAGUUGUCUGCCACUUAGCAGGUUAUGAAGAAAGUAACUGUGUGGAAGUUACAGUUGCUGAUGACCACCCAGGGAGCUCUGCAGACUCUGUCCCACCCAGAAGAUCUGCAGUGAUCUGCCUGCUUCCUUUGCCUUUGACAGGUCUUUUAUAA
Molecule: messenger RNA, 1317 nt
Organism: Phalacrocorax carbo (great cormorant)
Lineage: Eukaryota; Metazoa; Chordata; Aves; Suliformes; Phalacrocoracidae
Source: RefSeq, a predicted model, not a curated record